AUGAAUGAUAAAUUAUUGCGUGCAUUUCCGACAGUGCAUAUGGAAUACGUUGACCGGAAGACCUCGGAUCAUUGUCUUAUGAUUAUCCAAGGCUCGAUGACAGAUGAUAGAUAUGGUCCUGUGCCUUUUAGAUUUCUAAACAUGUGGACUAAUCAUGUUUCUUUUCAGGACUGCGUUGCUAAGGUUUGGCGAGAGCCUGUGGAAGGAGAGGGGUUGUGGAGACUUGCGGCAAAGCUAAAGAAAUUAAAGGUAGUGCUGCGAAUAUGGAACAAAAAUAUUUUUGGCCAUGUUGGUAAUACCAUCUUGGAUCUGGAGGGGCGUGUUGCACGCUUAGAGGUUCAAUUGCAGGGGAAUUAUGAUCCUGAUGUGGAGCUAGAUUUUUUGGUCACUAAGGCGAAACUGGCUUUUUGGGAACAAAAUGAGGAAGCUAGGUUAGCACAAAUGGCUAAGAAGAAAUGGUUGGACGAGGGGGAUCAGAACUCAAGUUUUUUUCACGCUGUUACAACCAUUAGGAAGCGUAAGGCUGUUAUUUCUUCAAUGACGCUUAUGGAUGGGAGGGUGUUAAACUCGCCAGAUGAGGUACAUUUGGGAGCUGCUCGUCAUUUUCAGGAAUUCUUGAGUGAGGGACGUGUGGGUGUCCAUGUUGACAUGUCAGAUUUAAUUAGUGAAGAGGUUUCGGAGGAGGAAAAUCAGGCCCUUUGUCGGCGGCCUUUGGCAAAGGAGGUAUGGGAGGCCAUUAUGUCCAUUCCGAGAUAG
This is a messenger RNA of Carya illinoinensis, 756 nucleotides long. RefSeq lists its product as uncharacterized. The coding region runs from base 1 to 756 and encodes 251 amino acids. The record is from RefSeq and is a predicted model, not a curated record. NCBI's taxonomy places the organism in Eukaryota, Viridiplantae, Streptophyta, Magnoliopsida, Fagales, Juglandaceae. The transcript has a single exon.